Molecule: messenger RNA, 7512 nt
Organism: Seminavis robusta
Lineage: Eukaryota; Bacillariophyta; Bacillariophyceae; Naviculales; Naviculaceae
Source: the annotation of a GenBank genome assembly
AUGGAGGAUACUGUUGACUGGCUGCGAAAGAACACACCAGAUACAUCCAAGCUUGAUGAGCCCACCCUUGACAGUCUGUUGCAGGUUCCGGGUGCCCCCAUGCCUUCUGGUGUUGUUCCUCGUGAGACAAAGAAGAAGGGUGUUGACGAUGUGCUUGAUUGGCUGAGGAAGAAUGGUGGUCCAGAGGAAGAACUGGAUGAACCCACUCUUGAAGCCCUCUCAGAUUUGACUGGUGUUCCAAUGCCCAAGAAGAAAACCCCCCAGGCAAAGAAGAAGUUCAUGGGUGAUGCUGUUGACUGGUUGAGAAAGAACCAACCUGAUACGGCGAAGCUAGAUGAACCCACUCUUGACAGCUUGAUGCAGGUACCUGGUGCUCCAAUGCCAUCAGGUAUUGUCCCUCGUGAGAAGAAGAAGGAGGGUGUUGAUGAUGUUGUUGAUUGGUUGAGGAAGAAUGGUCCACCAAAGGAUGAGAUUGAUGAACCCGUUCUGGAGGCCCUAGCAACUAUGUCUGGAUUCCCACUGCCUAAGAGAGUCAUAUCCCCUAGCAAUCAAUUCAUUGAUGAUGUGGUUGACUGGUUGCGAACCAAUAAACCAGAUGCAUCCAAGCUGGAUGAACCAACUCUUGAUAGUCUCAUGCAGGUACCUGGUGCCCCUAUGCCUUCUGGAGUUGUUCCUCGUGAAACAAAGAAGAAGGGGGUUGAUGAUGUUGUGGACUGGCUCAGGAAGAAUGGUGCUCCUGACGAUGUCCCUGAUGAACCCACCCUUGAAGCCCUAUCAAAUCUGACGGGGGUCCCAAUGCCCAAGAAGGACACACCCAAGGAGAAGAAGAAGUUUAUGGAGGAUAGUGUUGACUGGCUGCGAAAGAACACACCAGAUACAUCCAAGCUUGAUGAACCCACCCUUGACAGUCUGUUGCAGGUUCCUGGUGCUCCCAUGCCAUCUGGUGUUGUCCCUCGUGAGACAAAGAAGAAAGGUGUUGACGAUGUACUUGAUUGGCUGAGGAAGAAUGGUGGUCCAGAGGAAGAACUGGAUGAACCCACUCUUGAAGCCCUCUCGGAUUUGACUGGUGUUCCAAUGCCCAAGAAGAAAACCCCCCAGGCAAAGAAGAAGUUCAUGGAUGAUGCUGUUGACUGGUUGAGAAAGAAUCAACCUGAUACGGCGAAGCUAGAUGAACCCACUCUUGACAGCUUGAUGCAGGUACCUGGUGCUCCAAUGCCAUCAGGUAUUGUCCCUCGUGAGAAGAAAAAGGAGGGUGUUGAUGAUGUUGUCGAUUGGUUGAGGAAGAAUGGUCCACCAAAGGAUGAGAUUGAUGAACCCACACUUGAUGCUCUCUCAAGCCUAACAGGUGUCCCCCUUCCCAACAAAUUGACCCCACACGAAAAGGAAUUUAUGGAUGAUGUGGUUGACUGGUUGCGAAGCAAUGCUCCAGACACCUCUGUUCUUGAUGAACCAACCCUUGAAAGUCUUAUGCAGGUACCAGGUGCCCCGAUGCCUUCCGGGGUUGUUCCUCGUGAAGCUAAGAAGAAAGGAGUGGAGGAUGUUGUAGAUUGGCUUCGCAAAAAUGGCCCCCCCACAAAUCAUCUGGAUGAGCCAACACUUGAGGCAUUGUCAGAUCUAACAGGUGUCCCCAUGCCCAAGAGGGACACACCCAAGGACAAGAAGAAGUUCAUGGAGGAUAGUGUGGACUGGCUCCGCAACAACGAGCCCGAUGUUUCAAAACUAGACGAACCCACUCUUGAUGCAUUACUGCAAGUUCCUGAAGCUCCAGUUCUUCCAGGUGUUGUAAAAAGGGAGACAAAGAAGAAGAGUGUUGAAGACGUCGUUGAUUGGCUUAGAAAGAAUGGUGCCCCACAAGAUGAGAUGGACGAACCAACUCUGGAGGCACUCACACAACUAACUGGUGUACCUUUGCCUAAGGCCCUCUCUCCAAAGACAAAGAGAGAUGCAAUAGAAGAAAGUGUUGAUUGGAUCAGAAAGAAUGAGCCUGAUCUGUCAAAGCUUGAUGAACCCACCCUGGAUUCAUUAAUGAAUUUGCCUGGUGCAACCUUGCCACCAGGUGUUGUUCCGCGAGAAGCGAAGAAGAAGGGGGUUGAGGAUGUUGUUGACUGGCUCAGGAAAAAUGGAGCACCAGAAGAAGAACUGGAUGAACCCACUCUUGAAGCCCUUUCAGAUUUGACUGGUGUUCCAAUGCCCAAGAAGAAGACCCCUGAGGCAAAGAAGAAGCUCGUGGAUGAUGCUGUUGACUGGUUGAGAAAGAAUGAGCCAAACAUAUCCAAGCUUGAUGAACCUACCCUGGACAAUUUAAUGAAUAUUCCCAGUGCACCUUUGACAGUUGGAGUUAUGCCACGAGAGAGGAAAAAGGCUGGUGCAGAGGAUGUUGUGGACUGGCUAAGGAAGCAUGGCGUCCCAGAAGAGGAAAUGGAUGAACCAACACUAGCAGCCCUAUCCAAACUGUCUGGUGUUCCAAUGCCUACAAGAAAGACACCAAGGGAGAAGAAGAAGUUCACGGAAGAUGUGGUUGACUGGCUACGAAGAAGUGGUCCUGAUGUAUCCAAGUUAGAGGAGCCAAUGCUGGAUAGUUUGCUGCAGAUACCAGGAGCUCCGUUGCUUCCUGUUGUUGUUCCAAGAGAAGCAAAGAAAAGAGGAGUUGAGGAUGUUGCUGAUUGGCUGAGGAAGAAUGGAGUUCCUGAGGAUAUGCCAGAUGAACCCACACUUGAAGCACUCUCCAAGUUGACUGGUAUUCCUAUGCCCAAAAUCAAGACACCCAAGGAGAAAACGAGGUUCAUGGAAGAUGCAGUUGACUGGCUUCGAAGAAAUGAAGCUGAUACCUCCGCACUUGAUGAACCUACUCUGGACAGUUUACUGCAGGUGCCAGGAGGUCCAUUGAUUCCAGGGAUUGUUCCACGUGAAAGAAAGAAGCAAGGCGUUGAGGAUGUUCUUGAUUGGCUCAGAAAGAAUGGUGGCCCAGAUGAUGAACUAGAUGAACCAACGAUUGAGGCAUUCUCCAUCUUAACAGAUAUACCUAUGCCAAAGAUGAAGACACCAAAAGAAAAGAAGAAGUUCAUGGAAGAUGCUGUGGAGUGGUUGCGGAAGAACAAACCAGACACCUCCAUGUUGGACGAGCCAACACUUGAAGCACUCAUGCAAAUCCCAGAUGCACCACUCCCUGCUGGCAUCAUGCCAAGGGAAACCAAGAAGAAUAGUGUCGAGGAUGUGAUUGACUGGCUCAGGAAGAAUGGUGCACCUGAAGAUGAACUCGAUGAACCUACGCUUGAGGCGCUUGUGGACUUGACUGGUGUGCCGAUGCCCAUGAUGAAGACACCACAGGAUAAGAAGUUGGUUGUUGAAGAUGCUGUGGACUGGUUGCGAAAAAAUCAACCUGAUCUGUCGAAGCUUGACGAGCCAACUCUUGACAGCUUGUUGCAGAUUCCGGGGGCUCCAUUGCCCCCUGCAAUUGUCACCAAAGAAAUGAAGGUGAAGGGUGUGGAGGAUGUUCUUGAUUGGCUCAGGAAAAAUGGUGGCCCCGAAGAAGAGUUGGAUGAGCCCACUCUGGAAGCAUUUUCAACUUUGACAGACAUACCAAUGCCAAAGAUGAAAACACCAAAAGAAAAGAAGAGGUAUAUUGAAGAUACAGUCGACUGGCUGCGCAAGAAUGAACCAGAUAUUUCUGAGCUUGAAGGACCAACUCUAGACAGUUUAUUGCAGGUACCGGGAGCGCCUAUGCCUGCCGGAGUCGUUCCUCGCAAGACGAAGAAGAAGGCAGUUGAGGGCGUUGUUGAUUGGCUCAGGAAGAAUGGUGCCCCUGAUGAUGUUCCGGACGAGCCAACCCUUGAAGCACUCUCCAAUCUUACUGGUGUCCCUAUGCCCAAAAGGAGAACACCCAAUGAGAAGAAGCAGUUCAUGGAGGACACUGUUGACUGGCUGCGAAAGAAUGAACCAGAAACCUCCGAGCUGGAUGAACCUACUCUUGACAGUCUAAUGAACAUACCUGGUGCACCUGUGUUGCCUGGUGUGGUAUCUCGUGAGACAAAGAAGAGGGCUGUCGAGGAUGUUGUGGAUUGGAUCCGAAAGCAUGGCGCUCCAGAGGAAGAAUUGGAUGAGCCAACCCUUGAAGCACUGUCAUCCCUGUCUGGUGUCCCAAUGCCAAAGAUGAAAACUCCUGAGGACAAGAAGAUGUUUGUGGAAGAUGCAGUUGACUGGCUUCGAAAGGGGUCCCCUGAUGUUCAAGAGUUGGACGAACCAGUUCUUGAAGCAUUGAUGCAAAUUCCGGGGGCUCCAUUACCCCCAGCUAUUGUUCCGAGAGGCACCAAAAAGAAGGGUGUUGAGAAUGUGCUUGAUUGGCUGAGGAAAAAUGGGCCACCUUCGGACGAACUAGAUGAGCCCACUCUUGAGACACUCUCUGACUUGUCUGGAGUUCCGCUCCCAAAGAGAAUGACGCCCGAUGAGAAAGAAAAGUUCAUGAGUGAUGUGGUUGAUUGGGUUCGCAAGAACCAACCAGACUUGUCGGAACUGGAUGAACCAACCCUUGACAGUCUAUUGCAGGUACCUGGAGGUCCAUUGCUUCCGGGGGUUGUGCCACGCAAGACAAAGAAGAAGGGUGUUGAGGAUGUUGUUGACUGGCUCAGGAAGAAUGGCCCCCCACCCAGUGACCUGGAUGAGCCCACUCUUGAUGCGCUCUCAGACCUGACAGGUGUUCCCCUGCCAAAGAGGAAGACACCAAAGGACAAACAAAGAUUUGUUGAGGAUGCUGUUGACUGGUUGCGGACAAAUGAACCAGACACGUCUAAGUUGGAUGAGCCUACUCUUGAUGAACUAAUGCAAAUCCCAGGAGCACCCCUCCCCCCUGGCAUUAUUCCCAGAGAAACGAAGAAAAGAUGUGUUGAAGAUGUUGUUGAUUGGCUGAGGAAGAAUGGUGCCCCAGAAGAUGAAAUUGAAGAACCCACCCUUGAUGCCCUUUCUGAACUGUCUGGAGUUCCCAUGCCUAAGAUGAAAACACCACGGGAAAAAAAGAGGUUUGUUGAGGAUGUUGUGGAUUGGUUGCGAAAGGGUGGGCCUGAUUUGUCCAAGAUCGAUGAGCCUACCCUUGACAGUCUGUUAAAUAUACCUGGUGGUCCACAGCUUCCAACUGUGCUUUCUCGUGAAGCAAAAGAGAAGGGUGUUGACGACAUCUUGAAUUGGAUAAGGAAAAACAGACCACCGACUGAUGACCUUGAUGAGCCCACUCUUGAGACACUCUCUGACUUGUCUGGAGUUCCGCUCCCAAAGAGAAUGACGCCCAAUGAGAAAGAAAAGUUCAUGAGUGAUGUGGUUGAUUGGGUUCGCAAGAACCAACCAGACUUGUCGGAACUCGAUGAACCAACCCUUGACAGUCUAUUGCAGGUACCUGGAGGUCCAUUGCUUCCGGGGGUUGUGCCACGCAAGACAAAGAAGAAGGGUGUUGAGGAUGUUGUUGACUGGCUCAGGAAGAAUGGCCCCCCACCCAGUGACCUGGAUGAGCCCACUCUUGAUGCACUCUCCGACCUGACAGGUGUUCCUAUGCCCAAGAGGAGAACACCCAAGGAGAAGAAGAAGUUCAUGGAGGACACCGUUGACUGGCUACGGAAAAAUGAACCAGACACAUCCAAGUUGGAUGAGCCUGCUCUUGACAGUUUGAUGCAGGUACCAGGAGGUCCAACACUCCCUGGGGUUGUACCACGCACAACGAAAAAGAAGGGUGUUGAGGAUGUUGUCGACUGGCUCAGGAAGAAUGGCGCCCCUGAGGAAGAGCUGGAUGAACCAACUCUUGAAGCACUCUCAGAAUUGACUGGUGUUCCAAUGCCCAAGAAGAAGAACCCUGAGACAAAGAAGAAGCUUGUGGACGAUGCGGUUGACUGGUUGCGAAAGAAUCAACCAGAUACUUCCAAUCUAGGUGAACCCACCCUUGACAGAUUGUUAACUAUUCCUGGUGGCCCACAACUGCCACUACCAGUUUCAAGGACUACCAAGAAGAAGGGUGUUGAUGAUGUUGUGGACUGGCUCAGGAAGAAUGGUGCUCCUGAGGAUGUCCCUGAUGAACCCACACUUGAAGCCCUCUCUGAUAUGACUGGAGUUCCAAUGCCAAAAAUGAAGACACCGGAGGAGAAGAAGAAGUUCAUGGAUGACACUGUGGACUGGCUUCGAAAGAAUUCUCCAGAUACCUCCAAGCUUGACGAACCCACUCUUGAUAGUCUGUUGCAGGUACCCGGUGCUCCCAUGCCUUCUGGUGUUGUUCCUCGAGACACAAAGAAGAAGGGUGUUGAUGAUGUUGUGGACUGGCUCAGGAAGAAUGGCCCUCCAGAUGAUAUUCCCGACGGGCCGACUCUUGAAGCCCUCUCAAAUUUGACUGGUGUUCCGAUGCCAAAGAGGAAGACACCCAAGGAAAAGAAGAAGUUCAUGGAGGAUAGUGUAGACUGGCUUCGAAAGAACACACCAGAUACAUCCAAGCUUGACGAACCAACUCUUGACAGCCUCUUGCAGUUCCCUGGAGCUCCAAUGCCUUCAGGUGUUGUUCCACGUGACACUAAGAAGAAGGGGGUUGAGGACGUACUUGAUUGGCUGAGGAAGAAUGGUGCUCCAGAUGACACACUGGAUGAACCCUCACUUGAGGCUCUCUCUGAGGUGACUGGUGUUCCCAUGCCCAAAAAGAAAAACCCCAAGGAGAAGAGGAAAUUCAUUCAAGACACCGUUGACUGGCUUCGCAAAGGAGGCCCAGAUUUGUCCAAGCUUGAUGAGCCAACCCUUGACAGUCUGUUGAAUAUUCCUGGGGCGCCACUUCCACCUGCUGUUUUGACCAGGAAAUCCAAGGAAAGAGGCGUUGAUGAUGUUGUAGAUUGGUUAAGAAAGAAUGGCCCCCCAAGAGAUGAGCUAGAUGAGCCUACCAUAGAAGCGCUUUCAGAUCUGACAGGUGUCCCCAUGCCCAAGAUGAGGACACCGAAAGAUAAGGAGCAGUUCAUGGAUGAUGUUGUUGAUUGGCUCCGCAAGAAUUCACCAGAAACUUCCCAACUUGAUGAGCCCACUCUUGACAGUUUGUUUCAGGUACCAGGAGCUCCAAUGCCUGCUGGUGUUGUUCCUCGUGAUACCAAGAAGAAGGGGGUUGAUGAUGUUGUUGACUGGCUAAGGAAGAAUGGCCCUCCAGAUGAUCUCCCCGACGAACCCACUCUUGAAGCCCUCUCAGAUUUGACUGGUGUUCCAAUGCCCAAAAAGAAGACCCCCGAGACAAAGAAGAAGUUCAUGGAUGACACUGUGGACUGGCUUCGAAAGAACACACCUGACACAUCCAAACUUGAUGAACCCACUCUUGACAGCUUGAUGCAGGUCCAGGUGCUCCUAUGCCUGCAGGUGUGGUUCCUCAAGAAAACACCUAAGGAGAAGAAACAAUUCGUCGAGGAUACUGUUGACUGGCUGCGCAAGAAUGAACCCGAUGUGUCAACACUGGAUGAACCUACAUUGGACAGUCUGUUACAAGUGCCGGGUGCUCCAAUGCCGUCGGAGUAG